CUGAAUUUCUCCAAGGAUGUGAUUGAUUCCAUGGCAUUUUAUGGGGCCCCACUCAAGGAGAGGGGUGAUGGCAGUAUCUUUGAUCACUUUGAAGUUGUUACACGUGCAGCACCUUGCAGACUUCUCCAUUCAGGUCAAAAAUCUCACCACUAUCAACUCACCAAGCAGAAGACCAGGCAGGACACAGGUUGGAAAUCUGCAGCAUCACCACUGCUAAAGCAAAUAGCAGCACAGAGCCGCAGUCCACCUGUGAAGGCAGUGAAGAAUCCUCUCAGCUUUCAACUGCAGUUUGAGCAAUGGGAUGAGUACGUCAUAAAGAAGCUGAGCAAGAGGACAGGACAGUGGCUUGUGACGAAGCAAAUAACCAAUGGUCUAUCUCGAGUCAGGUUGCAGGCAGUUCUUCAGGACCACUAUGGCUCUGCCAAUGCCCAUGCCCUCGUACAAGAUGAGACCAUGACAGCAAGUGAUUUCAGUCUCUAUAACCAAAUCAAACCACAGGAGCCCUAUGAGGCUGUUUUAAGAAGGGUGACCAGAAUUCCAUUGGCCAGCUGUUGCAGGGUUCCAGAAUUUGAACUGCAUGAGGACAUUGUAGAGCAGCCUGGAGAUGUAAACUCAACAGCAGCCAAAUUGAAAGUGAAGCACAUGGAACUUCCUCCAAAGCCCAAGAACAUCCUCAACUCAAAGCUUGGGAAGCAUGUCUAUUACACAGAAAAUGUUUUUGAGCAAGAACUUUACACUGGGUCAGCCAAUAUUGUUCACCAUGAUGGUGAGAAGUACAAAGAGCAAAUCAUCAUGGACAACCUGUCAGAGUAUCAGAAGCAUCUCCAGGAGCAAUUCCCCCAAAUGCCAGCAGAAUGGUCGGAGAACAAAAAGGACCAAAAUCAACAGCAAGCACCUCCAGGGCUGCAGAAAGUGUGCAAAGGCCUGAGGAGGUGGACGGUAUUGCCCACCCUGACUGAUUAUACCACAGAGAAAGGGCUGAGGCCACCAGAUUAUGGAGUCCUGCACAAACCACUGAAGAAAUCGUUUAAUACCCAUGAAGAUCGGCAAGUAAUUCGCAACAUGGUCACAGAAUGGAUUAAAGCUUGGCAUAUGUAUUCUCACUGGCAGGAUGCCACUCUGGAAGAGCUGGAGAGCGACCUGAGGGCAAUGCACAGUCACGUUCAGCUCAAUGCCUUAGCAACUUGUGCCUCAGGAGCAAUUGAGCACCCAAAGCUGGAAGAAAAUUGUAGAAAAGGUAUCCACAUUUUCUCAAGAGGUAAUAAUGAAGUUCAGGCUAUCCCAGAGGCUCUCAUGUUGCUCAUCAGUAAGGCCCUGACCAGUAGCAACCAUCGGGUGAGAUUUGCUGCAGCAAUUUGUCACAUCACGAUGGAGAAAAUGAAUGAAAAAGUCGAAGAGAUUCUUCAGGAUACCCUCCUUCACGGAGAUGUGUCUGAUCGUUGGAUUGCAGCACAAAGCCUGGCCCUCACUGGUGAUGAUAGUUAUCCUGUGGUCAAUAGAAUUAUCCAGCAUCUCUUCGAAACACCAGAUACUCAGACUGCAAAGCAAGUCUGUCUCAUCCUGGGCCCACUCUCUGAGAAGACGCGUCUGGUGCACUUUAUCCUGGCAAACCGGCUGAACAGCUGUAGUUGGAAAGACAAGGUGCUGGCGUGCAGAAUUCUCUCCUCCCUGCGUGGAUCACUUAACACAGAUGUGACACACAAGAUCGUCUAUCUAAUGUGGAAUGACUGGAACAGUAGUGUCCGCCAAGCAGCCGCACAAUCAUUAGGAGCCUGGGGGCUGGGGAAGAAAGUCCACGAUGAGCUCAGGGAGAGACUGGAUAAAGGGGACAGCAGAAUACGAACUGAGGCUCUGUCAUGCAUUGGUCUGCUUGGAGUGAUGACGGGAAAACUGAUGUCCAGCUUCCUAGACUGCUUCAAGGAUGAUUUCAUUUGUGUGCGGAGAGAGGCGUGCCUGACUGCUGGUCUGCUUAAGUUAAAAGAUGAGAAGGUCCUUCAUCAUCUGCUGUACCUGAUGCAGUCCGACCACAUCUGGAAAGUGAAGGCUUAUGCAAUCAAGGCUUUAGGUGCCAUUGGCCAUGUAACCCAGGAGCUGAAAGAUUUGUUGCUUUGGGCACUUCAUUACGAAAAUGAACCUGGCAUACGAAUGGAAGCCUGUAACACUAUUGCGACCCUGAACUUACAGGAUGCCAAAGUACAAAGUGUUUUAAGACAGCAGCUCCUGGUGGAGAACGACCCACUGGUGUGGAAAGACAUGAAAUUAGCUCUGCUGAGUCUAGGGGGCAGCGCUGAGGUGGAAGAAGGAAUGCUCCAGAAGGUAAAAGAACAGGUGCACUCACUGUGCCAGAAAGAAGUUGUCCUUUGGAAGCUGUUAAGGAUGGAAAAAGUGAAGUUGAAUGUCUCUCAGCAGGUGGAGUUGAUCAGCCUGAAGACACAACCAGAACAGCUGACGGUGCUGAAGGCACAGAUUCAGAAACUGCACAGGAAUGUGAUGGGUAAAGUGAGCUCCCAUCCACCAGGACAGGACAGCAGUCUCUCCGCAGUGUCCCAGCAAUUUCAGCAGAAAUGACCUGCAGUAUUCCAGGGCACUUAGAUCGGACUCAGUAACAGGAUACAACUUGAUCACCCCAGGAGGGAAAAGGCAAUGGAGUAACCAUACUUGGAUUUUCAGAUGGCAAGUAAGGUUAAAUAGUUGUACCUGAAAUAAAAGUUGAUGUAAUGAGUGUGCAGAGUGGGGGAGUUUGUAAACUUAGUGUAAAUGAGCGACAAAACGGACAGGUUACACCUGUACCCAAAGGUGUCCAAUAUCUUGGCAGGGAGGUUUAAUAGAGCUGUUAGGGAGGGUUUAAACUAAUUUGGCAAGGGGAUGGGAAUCAGAGUGAUAGGGCUGAGGAAGGGGAAAACAGAAAUAAAUUAAAAGUAUCGCAUGCAACAGAGAUGAUAGAAAGGACAGGUAGGAGAUGAGGCUUAAUCACAGCCAA
Molecule: messenger RNA, 2980 nt
Organism: Mobula hypostoma (lesser devil ray)
Lineage: Eukaryota; Metazoa; Chordata; Chondrichthyes; Myliobatiformes; Myliobatidae
Gene: heatr4
Product: HEAT repeat containing 4
Exons: 16
Coding region: 31-2568 (845 amino acids)
Molecular function (GO): oxidoreductase activity
Source: RefSeq, a predicted model, not a curated record